Nothobranchius furzeri (turquoise killifish) is the source of this 2870-nucleotide messenger RNA. Its product is annotated as broad substrate specificity ATP-binding cassette transporter ABCG2. Gene Ontology annotation, molecular function: efflux transmembrane transporter activity; ATP binding; ABC-type transporter activity. Gene Ontology annotation, cellular component: plasma membrane. Gene Ontology annotation, biological process: transmembrane transport. NCBI's taxonomy places the organism in Eukaryota, Metazoa, Chordata, Actinopteri, Cyprinodontiformes, Nothobranchiidae. The record is from RefSeq and is a predicted model, not a curated record.
UUUAACAAUUAGUCUUAGAUACAUUCAAUUGUGGUGAACUGUUUAUUUGCGUUUUAUGCAAACAAUUGUCUGACAUGUAAAAUAGUAACAUUUAAAGUUUGGAUGUAAGAGGUGAAAAUAAAGAUUUUAAAAGUUCCAUAUCUCCCAGUUGCCCCUCCACCUUCUACAGGUAAUAAUUACAUCUAGUUAUACAUUUAUAAGUUGGAUUUGACUGAAGAUUUGUGGGUUUUUUUAUCUGAGAUUAUUGUUUUUAUAGUUUUAUUAACUGAUUCAAUUAUGUCCUCCCACUAAAACUGACACUACCUUUACCCUGAAGGAGAUUCUUAAACUGGUGAAUGAACUGUACAAUUCACCGCCUUUAUAAAUAAAGCUUUUUCGUCUACCUGCAGUUUGGGAGGGAAAAAUAGAUGGAGCAAUCCGGUCACAUCAACAUUGCAAUGAUGGAGGACUUUGACUCUAAUGGGAAGUCAAAGGUUGGGCCAGCUUUGGACUGGGCCAAACAGCCUUGUGGGUCCACUGUGAGCUUCCACGACAUCCAUUAUGAAGUACAGCUGAACAGCAGCUUUCUGUGCCACAGGACAGGCCCUAAGGAGAUACUGAUGGACCUGAAUGGCAUUAUGAGACCUGGUCUGAACGCUGUUCUUGGACCAACUGGGAGUGGAAAAUCUUCAUUUUUGGAUAUUCUGGCUGCUAGGAAGGAUCCGGCGGGUCUGUCGGGGAAAGUUCUGAUUGAUGGAGCUCCACAGCCUCCUAACUUUAAGUGCCUCUCUGGAUAUGUGGUACAGGAUGAUGUGGUUAUGGGAACUCUGACUGUGAGGCAGAAUCUUAGUUUUUCUGCAGCGCUCCGGCUCCCCAGCUCCGUGCCUCAGAAGGAGAAGGAGGCUCGAGUCAAUCACCUGCUUAAAGAACUGGGCCUCACCAAAGUGGCUGACUCCAAGGUGGGCACACAGAUGAGCCGAGGAGUCUCAGGGGGAGAAAGGAAAAGAACUAAUAUUGGAAUGGAGUUGAUUAUCGAUCCCGCUGUCCUGUUCCUAGAUGAGCCAACCACAGGCCUGGAUGCUAGCACGGCCAAUUCUGUCCUGCUGCUGUUGAAAAGGAUGGCCAGUGAUGGCAGAACCAUCAUCAUGUCCAUCCACCAGCCUCGCUACUCCAUCUACAGACUCUUUGACUCGCUGACGCUGCUGGUUGGUGGGAGAAUGGUGUACCACGGACCAGCGCCAAACGCUUUGGACUAUUUUACCAACAUUGGCUAUCCAUGUGAGCCCCACAACAAUCCAGCUGACUUCUUUCUUGAUGUUCUAAAUGGAGACUUAACUGGGCCGACCAAAGCCCACACCUCUGCAGGUUUGGACUUGGAGCUCGGUGCCACCAGGCAGAGCAUCGAGGAGCGCCUGGUAGAAGAGUACAGGAACAGCAGCUACUCCGGUGACACACAAGCAGAGCUAAAGCACAUCGUCCAGAAUAAGGAGUGUUUUUCACAAGUCAAGUCUCGCACCAUCACUUACAACACCUCCUUCUUUCACCAGCUUCGAUGGGUCUGUCACAGGACCUUUCAGAACCUCAUGCUGACCCCUCAAACGUCCGUGGCUCAGCUGGGAGUCAACAUUUUCCUGGCUCUUAUUGUUGGAGUCAUUUUCUUUGGAGUUAAAGAUGAUCAAAGUGGGAUCCAGAACAGGAUGGGUGCUCUCUUCUUCAUCACAACUAACCAGUGUUUCAGCACCGUGUCUGCUGCUGAGCUCUUCAUCACUGAGAGGAAACAGUUUGUGCAUGAAUACAUCAGUGGCUACUACAGAGUAUCAGUCUACUUCCUGUCGAAGAUCCUGGCUGACCUGACCAUGCGCACCGUCGCCUCUGUCAUCUUCAGCUUCACUGUCUACUUUCUGAUCGGGCUGAAGUCCACUACAGAAGCCUUUCUAGUCUUCACACUGACAGUGACUCUGGUGGCCUACACGGCCACAGCUAUGACUAUGGCCAUCUCAGCUGAUCAGAGCGUGGUGGCUCUCGCCAACAUUUUCAUGACCAUCACAUUUGUCUUUAUGAUGAUUUUUUCAGGUCUCCUGGUGAACCUGCCCAGUAUCGUGAACUGGCUGGCUUGGCUGAAGUACUUCAGCAUUCCUCGUUAUGGUUUUGCAGCCUUGAAGAUCAAUGAGUUUGUUGGUUUGAAUUUUUGCGAGGAGUCUUUGAUCCAACACACCAACCUGUCAGGAAUAAAGAACAACUGCACUGUGAGCACAGCUGGCCAGAUGUGUACAGGAGAGCAGUACCUGGACUACUUGGGAAUAGAGCACAGCCUCUGGGGAUUGUGGGAGAAUCACAUAGCUUUGACUGUCAUGACGGUCAUAUUCCUCAUUGUGGCCUACCUGAAGCUCCGCUACAUCAAGAAGUUCACCUAGUGUGACUCAAAAUUCCUCCGAUUGUGCAUUUGAAGUUUUCUGUUAUGGCAUUUUGGAUAAUAUGUUUGAUGCGAUUCCAUUGAGUGGAUUGGUCUGAUUCAGGUUGUAGUGGUCCGGCAUUGGGUCGGCGGUUUCAGGACAGCAUUUUGAUCACCAGUUGGACGCUCACUUACCAUGCGAGGUUAAACCUAACUGCAUACUAUCUUGUAUAUCGUUGAUGAUAAUGAGGAAUGUCUGUAGUUUUGAAGCUGAACAAACCUUGCCACUGCUUCCUGGCAUCUUGUCACAUACGUGUACAAAAGAUGAUACAAACAACAGCACUCUGGUGUAUACAUUGCUUGUUGCAAGCAGUUAAGUUUUUCUGUUCCGCAGUAAAUGGAUUGUGCUGUGUGACACCGGCUAAUCUGCAUUAGCCGUGCCACUCCAUUGUCCUAUGGACCUACAACUGAAGUGGACCCAUGAGUGGAAUGGUUCAGU